Molecule: messenger RNA, 831 nt
Organism: Aegilops tauschii subsp. strangulata
Lineage: Eukaryota; Viridiplantae; Streptophyta; Magnoliopsida; Poales; Poaceae
Cellular component (GO): chloroplast
Source: RefSeq, a predicted model, not a curated record
CCAAACCCCAUCAUCAAACCGGCGCCAAGAAAACCAGACACCAUCCGGCGACGCCAUGAAGCACCUCCUCCUCCCAUCCCCGCUCCCUCUCCUCCUCCACGGCCCCGCCUCCAAGCCGCUCCUCCUCCACGUCCGGCAGCGCCACCGCCACGCCCUGAGCGCCGCACCCGACGGCAACUCCGGCGACACUUCCACGGCCGCGUCCGAGCCGCCUCCCACGGACACCCAGCCCAGCCCGCCACCCUCCGCACCUCCGUCCACCAACUCCGGCACCACCAGCGUCAAGACCCGCCUCCGUUCAAGGAACCAGGCCCGCCGCGUCCAGGAGCCGUACCUGCCCCCGGUGGAGGUGAAGAUGAUGCGGGGCAAGGGCAAGGCGAACGCUUCCGCGGCGCCGAGGAGGGAGAAGGAGAAGCGGAAGAAGACGUGGGACGAGAUGAGCCUCGGCGAGAAGGCCUACGAGCUGUACGUCGGGGAGAAGGGGGCCCUCUUCUGGCUCAACAAGUUCGCCUACGCCUCCAUCUUCAUCAUAGCCGGCGCCUGGAUCCUGUUCCGCUUCGUCGGGCCCGCCACCGGGCUGUACCAGCUCGACGCGCCGCCGCUGGCGCCCACGGACGUCCUGCGCGGCUCCUAGUGAGAGCACGUACCUAGGUUUCUAGAUAGAUAGCGCGGCGGGAAAGAUAAGGGAUGGAUGGCCGGAAAGAAGAUUGAUGAAUAAUUGCUGCUUACAAUGGCUUCGAUGGUAUGCUUGUAUGUGAUUAUUACGAAAUUAUCGUAGAUGGAUGAAUGUAUGUCCGUGUGUAAUUUGGGAACUAAAGUUUUCACCCUGAA